AUGCAGACUUGCAAGUUUAAAAAAUAUAUUAUGAGAUACAAAAUUGAAAAUAUUAAAAUAAAAUUUAAAGGGCCCGGAUAUUGGGGUUUGAUGAACCCUCAGUGGAACAUGUGCUCAAAAGGGCGUCGACAAUCGCCUAUCAACGUGGAGCCGGAUAAGCUCUUAUUUGAUCCGUAUCUUAGGCAUAUACACAUAGAUAAACAUAAAGUGAAUGGUAUGCUUCACAAUACUGGACAAUCGCUGGUGUUUCGUAUAGAUAAAGACAGCAAAACUCUUGUUAAUAUAACUGGAGGACCCUUAGCGUACAGAUACCAAUUUGAAGAAAUCUAUAUCCACUAUGGUAUAGAAAACCAACAGGGAUCCGAGCAUUAUAUCCACGGAUACUCCUUUCCUGCCGAGCUUGCUGAAAUUGAAUAUGAAGAAAACAGCGAAAGUUUGGAAAACCUCGAUGAUAGUGAAGGAAGUGAAUUUGAUGAGGUAGAGAUACAAAAUUAUAACACGGAUAGUGAAAUGUCGGCGAGUUCUGAAGAUGAGGGGGACUAUAUUCCUUGCCUCCCCGUUAGUAUAUCACGUAGUCCUACGUAG
This is a messenger RNA of Diabrotica balteata, 585 nucleotides long. The record is from the annotation of a GenBank genome assembly. Lineage: Eukaryota; Metazoa; Arthropoda; Insecta; Coleoptera; Chrysomelidae.